Molecule: messenger RNA, 1866 nt
Organism: Polypterus senegalus (gray bichir)
Lineage: Eukaryota; Metazoa; Chordata; Cladistia; Polypteriformes; Polypteridae
Product: meprin A subunit alpha-like
Exons: 12
Coding region: 1-1866 (621 amino acids)
Biological process (GO): proteolysis
Cellular component (GO): membrane
Molecular function (GO): zinc ion binding; metalloendopeptidase activity; protein binding
Source: RefSeq, a predicted model, not a curated record
AUGGUGGCACCAUCUCCGGAUGGAAGAUGGGUCUUUCCAAGUCUAGAUGCAGAGCUGCUCUUCUACAGAUAUCUUGACAAUUUCCUUGUUGUCAUAAUUGAUGAAGGAAAAACAAAGCAUGACAUUCCCUUUCUUAAUCAAGAGUCAAAAACACCAUUGGUGGAAGGAGAUAUUGCAUUACCUCCAGGACGUAAUGCACUAAGAAACACCACGUACCGAUGGAAAUUCCCCAUCCCGUACAUUCUGGCCGACAGCCUUGAUUUAAAUGCCAAGGGUGUUAUCCAUCAGGUGUUCGAAGUCUACAGGCUGAAAUCCUGUGUGGAUUUUAAACCUUAUGAAGGUGAAAGCAGCUUCAUAAAAUUUGAAAAACUAGAUGGAUGCUGGUCUCAGGUUGGCGAUUUACAAACAGGUCAGCAGUUAUCGCUUGGCCAAGACUGUGACUACAAAGCCACCAUUGAACAUGAGCUUCUGCAUGCUUUGGGAUUUUAUCAUGAGCAAUCCCGUACAGACCGAGAUGAUUAUAUAAAGAUUUGGUGGGAUCAGGUCCUUCCAGGCAUGGAGCACAACUUUGUGAAAUAUAAUGAUCAGUUCAUUACUGAUCAAAAUACUCCUUACGAUUAUGAAUCUAUAAUGCAUUACGGACCUUACACUUUCAACAAGCAUCCAAAUAUUCCAAGUAUUACAGCCAAAAUUCCAGAGCUGACCAGUGCUAUUGGACAGUACUUGGACUUCAGUAGGCUUGAUUUGCAGAGGUUAAAUAAAAUGUAUAACUGUUCAUCUUCCCUUACACUUUUGGAUCAAUGUACCUUUGAAUAUAUUAACAUCUGUGGGAUGAUCCAACACUCGAAUGAUGAUAGCAGUUGGAGCCAUGUUAAAGGAUCCUUUGGGAUGGAGGACCACACCCUUACUGGACAAUGCAGAGAUGCUGGAUACUUCAUGUACUUUAAUACAAAGUUCGGGGUGAUAGAUGAAACGGCUCUCCUAGAGUCCCGCAUUUUGUAUCCUAAACGUCAGCUUCAGUGUUUGCAGUUUUUUUACAAAAUGACUGGAAGCCCUAAAGACCUGCUAGUUGUAUGGAUAAGAACCUAUGAUGAGACAGGCAACAUCCAAAAACUUGUGAAAAUGCAGACGUUCUCAGGAGAUCUCGAGCAUAGCUGGAAAAUUGCACAUGUGCAACUGAAUGCCACCUCAAAGUUUCGCUAUGCAUUCCAAGGGCUGAAAAAAGAUCCGGCAAACUCACAAGGAGGGAUCUUCAUUGAUGACAUCAGCCUGGCAGAGACACGCUGUCCAAGGGGUGUCUGGCAAAUCCCUAAAUUUAGUAAACUUCUUCAAACUACUAAAAUUGGAGAUUAUAUUCAAAGUCCACGUUUUUAUAGCCCUGAAGGCUAUGGCUAUGGCAUUCAACUUCUUCCACAUUCCUAUGAGUUGAACUACACUGGAGCUUUCUUUCAUCUUACCAGUGGUGAUAAUGACGAUAAUUUACAAUGGCCUGCUGCUAACCGUCAAGUCACCAUCACUGUACUUGAUCAAAAUCCUGACAUAAAAUUGAGAAUAUCUCCAAGCAGGAGUUUUACAACAGAUGGAAAAUUGAUUAUACCUGGUUCAAAUGGCCUGCUCUAUUGGGACAGACCUUCUAAAACUGGCACUUAUGAUUCAACCUGUGACUGCUACCGAAGCUGGACGUGGGGAUGGAAUGUACUCAUUUCCCAUUAUGACCUGCAACGCAGACAUUAUUUGAAAAAUGAUGAUCUUAUUGUCUUCAUUGACUUUGAAGAUCUCACACCACUGAUUAAGACUGAAGUACCAGUAAAACGAGCAGAUUCAAGUCCUGAGCAUAACAAACCUUCUUUGAAUAAUGACAUAUAA